Solanum lycopersicum (tomato) is the source of this 1343-nucleotide messenger RNA. RefSeq lists its product as uncharacterized. Gene Ontology annotation, cellular component: endosome; lytic vacuole. Gene Ontology annotation, molecular function: SNARE binding. Gene Ontology annotation, biological process: SNARE complex assembly. Lineage: Eukaryota; Viridiplantae; Streptophyta; Magnoliopsida; Solanales; Solanaceae. The record is from RefSeq and is a predicted model, not a curated record.
AUGAUUUAGAUCAUGAACUAUCCCAUAUUCUCUCGCCUAGACGAAUCUAUACAACUUGUAUCUCUAUCUUUACUCUCAAUCUUUCAAACAAGUAUUCAAAAAGCAUCAUUUUAACUAUUUUAGCCAUUAACUUUACUCUCCGUUAUCGUCUUUUCAAAUAGUAUUAAUAUCGAUAAUUUUAGGAGUACAAAAUCACUAGAAAUUAAAAAAAAGAGAGACCAAAAUGCAGCCCUAAAGUUGUCACAAUUAAUAGAGAUUAACUUGAUAUAAAACUUUACUCGGCAUGAAUUCAGAUUAAUUAACCAAUACAUCCUAAUUCCUAAUUCGGGUUAGCCAUAUCAUUCGGGUCGGAUCAAGGGCAAAGAGGCCCACAAUGAUCUUACAAGAAAUCAGCUGUCAAUUUUGAGUCAAAAGGUAUUUGAUCAAAUUUGAUUGGCGGGUAUUGAACCCUCCAUUUUACAUCCUGAGAGCCAAUAACUGGCACAAAAAUGGGGGAUUUGUAUGCCUUGGAUUUUGAUGGAGUUCUCUGCGAUAGUUGUGGAGAAAGCUCUCUUUCUGCUCUUAAGGCUGCUAAAGUGAGAUGGCCUAGUCUUUUCAAUGGGGUGGACUCUUCUUUGGAAGAUUGGAUUGUAGAUCAGAUGCAUGUGGUUGCAGAGGGACUAACAGUUGAGGGAAUACUUGAGAACUGGUCAAAGAUUAAACCCAUUAUAAUGGCAGAAUGGAAUGAAGACAGAGACUUCCUUAUAGAUCUUUUCGGUAAGGUUAGAGAUGAAUGGAUGGACAAUGAUUUGGCUACUUGGAUAGGUGCAAACAGGUUUUAUCCUGGAGUUCCUGAUGCACUGAAAUUUGCAAGUUCAAAGCUUUAUAUAGUCACUACGAAGCAGAGCCGCUUUGCAGAUGCAUUACUUAAAGGGAUUGCUGGGAUAACUAUUCCAGCUGAAAGGAUCUAUGGUCUCGGCACUGGACCUAAAGUAAAAGUGCUUAAGCAACUUCAGGAAAUGCCGGAACACCAGGGUCUGAAACUACACUUUGUGGAAGACCGGCUUGCUACUUUAAAGAAUGUGAUUAAAGAGUCCGAGUUGGAUGGAUGGAACUUGUAUCUAGGGGACUGGGGUUACAAUACUCAAAAGGAGAGGGAGGAAGCUGCUGGCAUUUCCAGAAUUCGUGUUCUCGAGCUCUCUGACUUCAGCAAUAAGCUGAAAUGAAACUGUAUUCUUUCACUUAACUUGGCAUUUUUUUAUGGAUUUAUACACAAUCUAGUUUGUGGGAUGGUUUAUAUUAUGUUUGAAUUAAAAUAAUUUUAUAACCAUCUAACAAAUCCAGUUUUUAGGACAUUAUGGAGG